Pecten maximus is the source of this 733-nucleotide messenger RNA. RefSeq lists its product as uncharacterized. Lineage: Eukaryota; Metazoa; Mollusca; Bivalvia; Pectinida; Pectinidae. The coding region runs from base 71 to 733 and encodes 220 amino acids. The transcript has 3 exons. The record is from RefSeq and is a predicted model, not a curated record.
UUUGUUUGGCGAGGAUCAGUCCAUUGGUCUGGAUGGUGCCCAGAGCCACUCGGCCAAUGCUGUUGUAUCUAUGUUGCACCACUUCUUCGAAUACCAUGGGGAAGGAGAAAAAACUGUGUACUUGAAUGCAGACAAUUGUGGUGGCCAAAAUAAGAAUCAGGUUGUCACAAGCUAUCUGGCUUGGAGAGUGGCAAAUGGAUAUCAUGAUGACAUCCAUCUACAUUUCAUGAAGCCAUAUCAUGCCCGUUGUCUUGUGGAUGGGAUGUUUGGUAUUGCCCGAAGGAAAAUCAGACGCAAUGAUGUGGAUAGUUUGUCUGACCUGAAGAUGACAAUUCAUGCUUCAUCCACACAUAACCAGGCAGAUUUAUACAGUGAGAUGUCACCAAAUUCGUGGAUCUGGAGAGACUGGAAACAAUUCUUCAAGCCUGUAUUUAGAGCGGUUCCUGGUAUUGGGAAAUAUCAUCACUUUCCCUUUGCUUCCACCACUUCAGGAAUGGUUACUGUUAAAAAAAGUGUUGACGGGGAGACAACACCAGUGAGGCUUGUGAAGAGGGGACAGAUUAUUCCACAGGGUUUGCCAGUGAGACUGGAGGCAAAGGGUUUUUCCGCAGAACAUGCAUGGUACCUGUACAAAAAUAUCAGGCCUUUUGUAAAGGAUCCGUCUAAGGACCUUCUAUGUCCACUGCCCACGGUCCCAGAGCCCACCUCUAGACCCACCCACACAGAAGAGUGA